GCUUAUAUGAACAUUCCCGAAUGAUAUGCGGUAUCAAUCCGCCAAAAAAACCAUCUAUUAACAGUGGACAACAAACAUGGGUUUUGGAGUACACCAGUGUUUCGGCUAAUCCUUUUUUCAAAGUCCGAAACUUUUCACCUAAAAAAAAAUUCCCGUUGAUUAUAGUAUUCAUGGAAAUUGACGAUAACAAG
Racocetra persica is the source of this 191-nucleotide messenger RNA. Lineage: Eukaryota; Fungi; Glomeromycota; Glomeromycetes; Diversisporales; Gigasporaceae. The record is from the annotation of a GenBank genome assembly.